GUGAGUAGCGGGAGGUGUCGGGCAGUGACAAUACGGAGCAUAGUGUGAGGGGGGAGCGCUAAUAAUGAGUGUUACAAUAAGGCAAGUAGCUGCCGGAUAUACAGCUCAUAGUGUGCUCAGUCCUCUCAGCCGAUGAUAUUGCACAAAAAACAGCCGCAAGCGCCCGACUGGGUUCGCUCAGAGCCGACCCGGAGAUUUAUACAAAUAUCGCGCCCCCAGGACCCCGCAGUGAUUCCCUUCUCCUCCCCCUCACGCCCCCCUCCGGCUGCACUUGGUCCUGGGCUCGGCUGAAGCCCCCAAACUGCUUCUCCUCCUGUUGCUUCAGCUCCCGGCCCCGCUCAGCGAGGAGGAGGCGGGAGAUGGAGCAGGUGCCGGAGGACUCGAGCCCCCCUUCUUCGCUCCAGAGUCGGCUGUGGAAGAGUCUGCAGCUCGGGAAGGCACGUAGUAAAAGUAAUAGUAAUAGUAACAGUAGUGGAAGCAGCGGCAGGACGGGAGGAGAGCGUCGCAGUGCAGUUACACCGUGUCAUUCCCCGCAGCCCGCACGGAACAAGGAUUUAGCAGCUCAGGCGCCGAUGCUCGAGGAGGUCGUACCCGGCAUGAUCCGCUGGAGCGGACUGAAGCGGAGGGAGCAGAUGCUGGAUCGGGUAUUCUCGUCUUCCCAGCCGAACCUCUGCUGCUCCGUCGCCGAAUCUCUGCCGCCCAGCGCCCCCUGCAGCAGCCCCGGCAGUAUCAGCAGCACCCCCGAGCCUGGCUCUGCCCUCCGCCGCCUCAAGGAUCACCUUCUGCCGCACAAUCGGGGCACCCAGGCGAGGGACAAGGAUGGAGAAGGGCAGCAGCACAAAUCUCCCACCCCAGGGAAAGGAAACCGUGUGUCCCAGCAGAAGAUCUCCCCUCUGCCCGCCACUGACUGUCUGCAACCCGCCCUGCUGCAAUCCCUCAGCACCAAGGACAGCGACCCCGCCAGCAGCAAAGCGAGAGGCUCCACGAAGAACAACAACAACGUGGGGACAUGUACCACUGACUAUUUAUUCCCUAAUCUCGGAAUGUACCAGCUGGAUGUCACAUUGAACAAUGGGACCAAUUUAGCAGCACGUGAUCGAGGAGGGACAAGUGAUCCUUAUGUUAAGUUUAAAAUUGGAGGCAAAGAGGUUUUUCGGAGCAAGACCAUUCACAAGAAUCUCAAUCCAGUUUGGGAUGAAAAAGUGUGCCUGUUUAUUGACAGUAUAAAGGAGCCUUUAUAUGUAAAGGUAUUUGAUUAUGACUUUGGUUUGCACGAUGACUUUAUGGGUUCAGCAUUUCUGGAUCUCACAACAGUGGACCUGAACAGUUCCAAAGAUGUUGCACUGGAUUUAAGGGACCCGCAGCACUCUGAUCACAAGCUGGGAACCAUACAUUUGACUGUUGCUCUUUCUCCAAAGGACAAUAUCUGCAUUGAUUCACCAUUAUCGAUCCUCAAGUCAGCAGAGCAAAACACAAUCAUAAAGAAGAACUGGAAAAGGUCGAGUAAGUUUCAGACUCAAAGUUUAAAGCUGCCCGACUUGCACAGAAGGUCACAGCUAUCAAGAGGGAUAGUGAGCAUUACCCUUAUUGAGGGGCAGGAGCUCAAAGCUAUGGAUGCUAAUGGAUUAAGUGACCCCUAUGUGAAAUUCCGACUCGGACAUCAAAAGUACAAGAGCAAGACUCUUCCUAAAACAUUGAACCCCCAGUGGAGGGAGCAGAUUGAUAUGCACAUUCUAGAGGACCAAGGAGGAGUAAUUGAAAUCACUGUAUGGGAUAAAGAUGCCGGCAAGAGGGAUGACUUUAUUGGAAGGUGCCAUGUGGACUUUUCAACCAUGAGUAAAGAGAAAACACACAAACUGAAGCUGAAGCUGGAAGAAGGAGAAGGAUGGCUGGUCCUUUUGGUGACUCUGACAGCCUCGUCUGUCGUUACUGUUUCAGAUCGGACUGUCGGCUGUCUGGAGGAUCAGAAUGAGCGUGAGGCAAUUUUCAGGAGAUACAGUCUUAUGAGAUCAUUUACCAACCUUGAAGAUGUUGGUCUCAUACAAGUUAAGGUCAUCAGAGCUGAAGGUUUGAUGGCAGCUGAUGUCACAGGUAAAAGUGACCCAUUUUGUGUUGUCGAGGUGAACAAUGACAGACUUAUGACUCACACUGUAUAUAAGAACCUCAACCCUAAGUGGAACAAAAUAUUUACAUUCAAUAUAAAAGAUAUCCACUCAGUCCUUGAAGUGACAGUUUAUGAUGAAGACCGAGAUCGCAGUGCUGAUUUCCUGGGCAAAGUUGCAGUACCCUUGUUGUAUAUUCAAAAUGGUGAACAGAAAGCCUAUGUCUUGAAAAACAAGCAGUUGACAGGGCCAACAAAGGGGGUCAUCUAUCUUGAAGUAGAUGUGAUUUUUAAUGCUGUAAAGGCAUGUCUGGGGUCACUGGUACCAAAAGAACAGAAAUACAUUGAGGAUGAGUCAAGGCUCUCUAAACAGUUACUGCUAAGGAACUUUAUCCGCAUGAAGCGUUGUGCCAUGGUGCUCGUCAAUGCUGCCUACUACAUUAACAGCUGCUUUGAUUGGGACUCACCCCAAAGGAGUCUUGCUGCUUUUCUGAUCUUUCUUCUUGUGGUAUGGAAUUUUGAAUUGUACAUGAUUCCCCUGGCAUUGUUGCUGUUAUUGGCUUGGAACUAUUUCCUAAUCAUAUCAGGAAAGGACAACAGAACUCAUGACACGGUAGUGGAGGACAUGUUAGAGGACGAAGAGGAGGAGGAUGACAAAGAUGACAAGGAUUGUGAGAAGAAAGGCUUUAUGAAUAAACUCUAUGCCAUCCAAGAGGUGUGUGUGAGUGUCCAGAAUGUUCUUGAUGAAGUUGCCUCCAUCAGCGAACGGAUAAAAAACACUUUCAACUGGACAGUCCCAUUCUUAACCUGGCUGGCGAUUAUUGCCCUCUGCCUUCUCACAGUAGGGCUGUAUUUUAUUCCGCUGAGAUACAUCGUCCUUCUAUGGGGAAUCAAUAAAUUCACAAAGAAAAUACGGAGCCCAUAUAUGAUUGACAACAAUGAAAUUAUUGACUUUCUCUCCAGGGUUCCGUCAGAUGUACAAGUGGUGCAGUUUCAUGAACUGAAACCAGAUGCCAAGGAUAGUCCAAGCAAGAGGAAGAAAAAUAAUCUUGGCUAGCCAACUCUACGCAUCACGGAGAAAGGCAUCUGCUAGUGGGAAAUAAAAGGAUGCCCUACAGCCUCACAUGCAUUUUCAUUGUUUAUGUUAACUUUUCUUGUGAUUUUUUUAUCAUGAUGGAGACAAUUUGUAAAUAUUGUAUAAAGAUAAACACUGUACAAAACGACUUUGAUAAAAUAUGGGAGCUUGCCUUUUGCUGUGUGAAUGCUUUGCUCUGGCCAGUAAUGCUAUGCUCAGAAAAUAACUAUUUUAUCAGCAUUCAGUAUAAUGUAGAUGCUGUUUUAUUAUAGUAGAUUGCAUAUGGCAUUGACUGCUGUAGAUUGCAUAUGGCAUUGAUAUACUGAGAUUGGCUUUGAGACGAUGCGCAUGCAUGUAUGCACAAGCUAAAAAUAUCAUACCUAUAUAGAGUAUUUAUUUUUGUCUGAUGACUAAUAUUAUGCACUUUUAGAAUCAGUGCCUAAAAGGUCCUUUGUGUCACAAACAUUAGUUCAGGUCUCUUUCGUGACUUAAUAUUGUAAACCACUAUCCUGUGAGCUCUUCCUUUGGGUUUCCUUCAAGUUUGACUAUGGAAAGAAAAUACCAAUGAUCAAAAUGUCAGGAGAGGUCAUUUUAAAACGAGAGUUCAGCCUGCAGAGUGCAAAAAAGGCUACAGCAGGCCAUUUUUUGCACUUCACACACUGCUUUUUGCUUUUGCCGAGUAUCAUAAGUGAACAGUUGCACCCUGAGAAAUAAAAAAGUACCCCUACUGUGUUGUAUCUAUGGAAAAUAAACCGGAGAACACUCUUACUGCAACUGAAAAUGUGCUAAAUAUCCAACUAAAUACUGAAGCGCUGAGGUUUAAGUAACAGUGAUUUGGUUCAGGACAUCUGAAUUAGGUUACAAAUGACUCCCCAAACACAUUCAUAUGAUAGUUUUAAACUGUACAGGUUACAGGGCCUAAAAUACACACCCAGACAUGGGUCUAUGCAAAGUUUUUGUUUGCAUAUUAAGAUUAUUUAUUAAUAAUUAUAGGAUACAACUUAUUGCUAUUGAUAAAUAACUGGACAGCCACUGAAUUGUUGUUCACAUUUAAAUUAACUUUGAGUAUAAUGUAUUCUAAUGGUAUUCUGAGACUAUUUGCAAUUGAUUUUCUUGUUUUUUUUAAUUAUUUUGGUAUUAUUUGGUUAUUAAAUGAUUACGUUUUUUAUUCCGCAGCUCUCUAGUAUGCAGUUUCAGCAAUCUGGUUGAAAAGAUCCAUAUUAGCCUAGCAACCAU
This is a messenger RNA of Xenopus laevis (African clawed frog), 4412 nucleotides long. It is a transcript of the gene mctp1.S, whose product is annotated as multiple C2 and transmembrane domain-containing protein 1. The transcript is spliced from 22 exons. NCBI's taxonomy places the organism in Eukaryota, Metazoa, Chordata, Amphibia, Anura, Pipidae. Bases 360 to 3158 code for a protein of 932 amino acids. The record is from RefSeq and is a predicted model, not a curated record.